CUAUAUGACACACUGUCUAAAUCAGUCUAUAUGACACACUGUCUAAAUCAGUCUAUAUAACACACUGUCUAAAUCAGUCUAUAUAACACACUGUCUAAAUCAGUGUAUAUGACACACUGUCUAUAUAACACACUGUCUAAAUCAGUCAAUUGAGACACCUGCCGGAGUACAAGGAGCUUCUGGAGCUGAAGAGAAUGAAGAAACACAAACUGCAGGAGAUCCAGGCUGAGAGUAGCAUGGCCCUGCACCAUGGAUACAAGUGUGACGUGUGUGGUGUGGAGCCCAUCCAGGGCGUGCGGUGGCAUUGUCAGGACUGUCCCUCAGACAACGCUGUGGACUUCUGUUCCAACUGCUCCGACUGCCUGUACAAGACAGAGAGCCACCUGCCCAGCCACCAUCUGGAGCCUGUCCAUCACCAUGAGACCUUCCUAGACAGGGACUACUGUCUGGCUCAGACCCCUGGAUAUAACUACCUGGACCCCAACUACUACCCUGCUAACAGAUGACAGCAUGGCCCCUAAUCUCAGCCCUGGGGCCACAGCUACAGACCCCUAGCCUCCUGAUCCAGCACCUGGGCCACAGUUUCAGCUACACCGAGCGGCUCCUUCCUGGUCCAGCCCUGGGGCCACAGUUUCAGCUACACCGAGCGGCUCCUUCCUGGUCCAGCCCUGGGGCCACAGUUUCAGCGGCCCUCAGCCAGCCAGCCCCUGGCUGAGCUGAACAUAAUGGAAAUAUAAAAAACACUAUUUAAAAUAAAAUUUUAAAAAACUGAAAAAGGCACACUGACAUUCCUGAGUGCCGAGACAGAAGAGGGUCCUCCCUCCUCUCCGGGUUUAGUGGGCCUACUACUAUUCAGGGUCGUGUUCACCUAACAGAAGAUAACUGACAAACGGGCAGGGACUACCUGACCUUUUUAGUUUUCUAUUGCAAAACAUUUUUUCUACGUUUUGAACUAAUGAAUAUGACCCUGACACUGGUGUGUGGUGAUGGUAGUGUGGGGGUAUCAAUGUUAUGUUGAUGAGAGGGAAUAUGUUCCUAGAUCUGUAUUUGAGAGGCAUGUCUUUGAUUCCUACCAGGUUUUUAAACCAAUCACAGGACAAGAUCUGCUGAUGUAAUCCACAUGGCGGGUGUUGUCAGAUGCAGCCAUGGUAACGGACCCCUGAUACAUCUCCACCUCACGUCUCCAUGGUAACAGACCCUGAUACACCUCCACCUCACGUCUCCAUGGUAGCAGACCCCUGAUACAUCUCCACCUCACGUCUCCAUGGUAACAGACCCUGAUACACCUCACGUCUCCAUGGUAACAGACCCUGAUACACCACCUCGCUGUCUCUUCUAUCCUCUCCUCUCUCCUCACCUCUCUCCUUUCCUCUCUCCUCACCUCCUCACCUCUCCUCUCCUCUCCUCUUCCUCUAAACCUGGUUCAGUUUCCAUCAGAGAAGCACUACAGCACCGAAAGCACCCUUGUGAAACUUAAAAUUGAAAAAUAUGAUUUUGUUUUUCUUUUCGAUGUGUUUGAUCAUGUGGUUGAUCAUGUGUAAUAACAGAUGAUAUGGUGAAAUGUAGCCCAGUGGUAACUACGACACCACGUCAAGUUAGUUGCGUAAAGUCUGUGUGACAUUUUUUUGUUUGGAGAAAUCCCCCUCUGAACUCUCUGAGCUAUGACCCCGGAGUCUGACCUCUAUGAAACAUCUCGUCUCUAGUCUAGAUCAAGGUUCUCCAUAGAGAAUGAUAGAGGCCUCUAGUGGCCAAAAGGCCAUUUAACAUGGACAGCGCCAUUGAGGACUUACACCAUUUUAAUGUAGUUAAAUAAAUGAAGUUGGAGUUCAACCGGGUCAUCAGGAGGAAUCAGACAAAGAUGAG
Oncorhynchus masou masou (cherry salmon) is the source of this 1863-nucleotide messenger RNA. RefSeq names its product ZZ-type zinc finger-containing protein 3-like. The transcript is spliced from 3 exons. The record is from RefSeq and is a predicted model, not a curated record. The coding region runs from base 195 to 506 and encodes 103 amino acids. NCBI's taxonomy places the organism in Eukaryota, Metazoa, Chordata, Actinopteri, Salmoniformes, Salmonidae. Gene Ontology annotation, molecular function: zinc ion binding.